AUGAGUGACCGAAGUAGCAAGCGUGUUUUCCUGGAAAUCACAAUUGAUGGGCAGAAAGAGGGGCGAAUUAUUUGCGAGCUGUUUGAUAAAUUGGCGCCAAGAACUGCGGAAAACUUUCGAGCACUUUGCACUGGUGAAUAUGGAAAAGUUGGAGAUGUCAAGUUGACUUAUAAAGGAGCCAUUUUUCAUCGUGUUGUUAAGAAUUUUAUGAUUCAGGUUGGUGAUUUUUACAAAAUGAUGCUGAUAUUUUUCACACAGCCUGUCUUGCUAUAGCUUCUGAGCUUGCAUUUGAUGAAAUUUAUUGGAAGUGAUCCCAAAAUGUUCAUUUUGAGCACUUACUGAGCUCCAGAAUUAUUUUGAAGCUAGAAUUUGGUGCAGAAAUAGCUCCAAAAUCCAUUUUCCAUAUAUUUAUUUUCUUUUCUGAAUCCAGGACCAUUUUCAGCAUGUUAGAAUUAGUAUGUCUAUCUGAAUUCAUCACCCCCCUCCCCUAAAAAAUCAAUACAUUUCCAUUUAGGGAGGUGAUAUCACAGCUAGCGAUGGAACCGGAGGAAUGUCAAUCUAUGGUCGAACAUUUGACGAUGAAGAAUUUAUGGAAUCACACUCGGAACCAUAUUUAUUGUCGAUGGCAAAUCGAGGUCCAAACACAAAUAGUUCACAAUUCUUCAUCACGACAGCAAUCGCAAGACAUCUUGAUACAAAACAUGUUGUUUUCGGGCGAGUUGUGAAAGGCAAAGAAUUGGUGGAUAAGAUUGAGCAAAUUCGUGUGAAUGAUGCAUCGAAGCCGUAUCAGGAUGUUAUGAUUACAAAUUGUGGGGAGCUGUUUAAGAAGUCGAGAGCUGAAGAAGCACAAGUGUAGGUUUUGGAAAUUUCUUUCAAAAAAUCAAUACCUUUUUUUAGAAUUGAUGAAAACAAGGAUGAAUUUCUCGAAGAAGAACAAGCCUCCGCAGUUCCAGAUGUAUCAACAGUCAAAGCCGAAGAUUUGCCACCAGAGCCGAAAACUCGAAAUUGGUUGUUGCGUAGAUCCAGAUCUAGAUCUAGAUCCAAAUCAAGAGAUGAUAAAGAGGAAUCAAGUAGUAGAAAACGGCGAGAUUCGAGAGAGGAAAGACACAGUCGUAAACGUGAUCGAGAUGAUUAUUUUGACAGAAAUCGGGAGGAUCGAUUGAGUAAGAGAAGUCGGAAGACGUCUAGAUCUCCGGAUAGAAGAAGAAGUCCAGAACGUAGUAUUAAGGUGGGUUUUUGGGGAAGUCUCAUAGAGUUUUAAUAAUUAAGCCUGAAACAUCCAGGCUCUGAAGAGGCUUGGGAAAAAAAUCCAAAGGUUUGAAUCAUAUUAGUGCGCUAAAAUUGCUGACAUUUCAAAAUUAAUGACUCAAUCUUUUUACUGAACCCUGAAAAAACCAUAGAAAAUUGAAAAUUUUCUAAAAUUUUCUUAAAUCUCAACGUAACUCUCUCAAAAUUCUAUCAAAAAGAGUCAUUUUCAGGGUUCCUGAAACUUCAGAAAUUUUUUGAUUUAUAGAAGAGUUUUUGAAUUUUUUGAAUUUCAAAUUUUGUUAGAAACAAUUUCUUUAAGUCCCGACCCCCACCUCCAGUCUAACAUUAAGAAUAUUCAAAUUCAUUUUUUCCAGGAUCGAAUCACACGAACACAAAACGGAGGAAGUGGCGGAACCCGUGUAAAAGGACGUGGAACACCCAGAUUCCAAAGAGACAGAACUCCACCACAUUGGAAACGCGAGGAACAAAAAAAGACGAGUCUCGACGAUUAUUAUAGUGGUGUCAAAAAACAAGAGGAGGAAAAGAGAAUGGCGGAUGCGAAGGAGAAAAAGGAUCAGGAAGAUCAGAAAUUGAAACGUCGUGAAGAAAUGGAAAGAGAAUUAGAAUUGAUGAGCAAGAAACAGGAGAAGAAAGAUGAUGGAAGUGAUGAAUAUGAUGAGGAUGAUGAGGAUCGAGUUGAUUUGGAAGGUUCGGAUUCGGAUUGAAUUGUUUUUUCAUUGUUGAAAAAUUUAUUGAUUGAUUAUUUAUUGGGUAUUCAUUGUACGAUCUUUUCCAAAAAUCUAAAUUUUUUCUUAUCGGUGAUAAAAGAUGUUUUACAUUAGUUCCAUCUUUAUGUUUUGAAAGUACUUGUCUGAACUUUGGAGCUAAAAUUUGAGCUUAUGUUCAAAAAAGGUUCAAAAAGCUAUGAGUCACCAACAAUAAUUGGACACAUAAUAGCUGAAAAACAGCUGUUUCAGAAUGGGAUAUUUUCAGAUUUAUUGCAGAGUCUUCGAAAUGAAAAAUGAAAAUUUUUCUGUGAAUUUUUCUAACAUAAUGUCCCUCAAGAAAUUUCAAGUUUCCUUCAAUAUUUUCUCUGUCUUCUAUAUUUUCUCUUUUUACAAUUGAUCACCGAAACAAACACGGUGGUCUUUUUUUCUAAAUCUCUCUUAUUGACAUAGUCAUUCAAUCAAGUUCAACCUACAAACAUUUUGAAGACUAAUUGUUCAAGUAGUAAGGAAUGAAAAUAUUGACUCAAACUUUCAAACUACAUACAACUCGUUUCAAAGAAUAUUUAUUUAAAGGAAGAGUUGCGAAGAGUGUAGUCUACUUUUUGAUAGUUUCGAAAAUGUUUCUGAUGUUUUUCAGAAAAACAUUUCUUGAUUCAAACAAAAUUGUGUGUAAAAAACUCUUGGCUAGUGUGAAUUACACAAACUGCUAAUUGCGAAAUAGUUAUUUUGUGACUAUGUCAGCUUUUUUAUUGAUUUGACUCACGAAUGAACUAUUCACGUCAGACAUUUUUUUUUUUUUGAGACACGUGGUUUUUUGUAUGCUCGAAUUAUUUUUAUUUAACAAGAGAGCAAUAUUUUCUAAUAAAUAAAAACAAAAAAAAGGUUUUUCUCGUUCCCAACUUAUUCCCAAAAGCAAAUCCAACCUUGAAAACACAUUUUCCAAUGAGACGUGACAAAAUCGACAUUAGUUCACUUCAAAUCAGCAAAAUCACACAGUCUAGACUAUCUUCAAUCGAAACUUCAGUUUUUUUCGAAUUAGUCAUCCUAUAAAACCUGUUUUAAUAAAAAAAAUAGAAAAUAUACGUUUUUCUUGAUAAAUAAAUAGAUGAUAUCAUAUCUUUUUCGGUUUUUGGAUAUUUCAUUUUCUAUAUUUAGUUAGGUUUAUUAGACAUAUACAGUAGUAAUGGAAUAGAUGAAAAAAAAAUUGAUUGAUUGAUUGUUUUUUGUACUAAUUGAAAAUCAUUUAACUAAACUCUUGUACCUAUUGAUCCAGAAUUUUUUUUCUGGAAAAGGUACAUUUUUUGGCGAAUAAUUUGUGCCUUUCUAAGUAUUUUAUUGGUUUCUUCUACAAACAUACAUACUAAACACAGCAAAACCGCUCUAUUUGUGUUCUCAACCUUAUCUCGAUUCCUUUUUUGCCCUUGCUUUUUUUAUCAUUUAGUUAUUAUUAAGAAAAUAUGCUGCUCAAAAUAUUUUUGCUGUUGAAUUGUUGUAUUCUGGCUAUAUUUUCAAUUAUUCCCAAAGAAGAUGUUGAAGUUACAAUGGAUACAGAGAAAAAGAAGUUUGAAGUGAGUGAAAAUUAUUAUUCAAAAUGUAAUAAAAUUGAUAACAAAAUAAUUUUAAGACAUCAAAAACCGGACAAUUAUAUUUGCAAGCUAGAAAUAUGCAAUCAUUUCAAAUUGUAUUUUCAAACACUUCUAUUAUGUCACAAGGUUUGUGUUUUGUUUUCUGCAUGCACACUUUUUAUGAUUAUCUAUUUUUUUGAGGCGCUGUUGAUUGUCUUGUCCAACGAUCAGGAACAGAAAGAGGUCGAAUACGUAUAACUGGCGAGAAAUUUGGAAGUGUUUCGAUGGUCCAUUUUAUUGUGAAAGUGAGAUUUUUGCAAAUUGAAAUUUGAAGAAAUGAUAAAAUAAAAAUCAAUAAUUUACCUAUAAAAAACUAUUUUCAAAACAAAUAUUAUUUCAUCUAAACAAAAGUAUCUUUAAAAAAAUUGUGCCAAUUUGAUUUUUUUUCGGAAUUUUUGCACAAAUAGUGUUUUUUGAAACAAUUAAUUGCAAAUUUUUUGAUCUACCGGAUUUCUUUUGAAUAUUAUGAGAUCAAUUACACAGUGUGAAAUUAUUGAUUUUUCAUUUUAUAUUUUUCAGAGCACUAUGACUGGUCGAGUUCGUUGUGUUUCAAGAGUUGAUGAAUCGCAAUAUUUCGAGUUUUAUUUAUUCAUAUCAGGUAUUUUUAAAAUUUUUUUAAAAUUUUUUUCUCUCAAAAAUAGUUAACAAUUUUCAUAGGUGACCCUGAAAUUUUUUUCGUGCGUAACAUUCAAAAUCAUGACAAAAUUAAAUCAAGACUCGGAAUCGAAUGUAUUGGAGGAUAUUAUUCUGAAAAUGUCACUCUGAAAAUCAAUGGGAAAUCAACGAAUGCUUCCUAUAAUCCGAUGUGAGUUUAAAUUAUGUACUUUUUUUUCUAGUGUAAACAAUAAGCUCUUUCUUAUCGAUGAUGCAAAACACUGAUCUUAUCAGCCAAUUUUUUUGCAGUUUCGGAUUCUCAAUCGAUUCUUCGAAAUUUGUGGGACAACAAUUUUUGGAGUGCGAAAAAUGGAUUGAUUCAACAACGAAUGAUGUUGUUUCUCAAACUUUUGGGGAAGAAGCCAAAGUGUUUGAUCGAAAUUUCGAAGUUGAACUGGUAAUGUGCGAAUGAAAAAAAUUUGAAUUUAUUUUUGCAAAUUGUAGAAUGAGAAAAAUGAUAGGAGCCGCGUUUUGAGAUGUGUGACAACGUCGAAUAACACUGAACAACUGCAGAAUGUGAAUGUUUUUGUUUCUUGUAGAAGCAACAAAUAUUGUGCAAAGGUAUGAGACAAAAUCAGCUUGAAGAAAAAUAAUUUGCUGUCUUGAAGUUUGGUUUUAUCACUCUCGUAAAACUUUUUUUUCAACUUCAUUUCAAAAUUUUCAGUUGGAGCGUUUUCAAAAUUCAAGCAAUCUCAUAACAUAUGCUCUGAAUAUUCCAUAUUAUAUCCCUGAACCAAUGACAUUUUCGUGUGUUUAUAUCCUAAAUCCAUAUAGUUCAAUAGUCCGUGCAUAUUAUGUUGAACCAAUAAAAAUCUCCAAAGUUCCAUUAAUAGUGGCUAUUGUGCUCAUUCUGCUCGCCCUAAUUUCUUAUGGAGUUUAUAAAGUUUACAAAAGGUAGGUUUUUGCUAUUAUUUCUAUCUCAAAUAUUUGUUUAGGCAUUUUGCAAGAUUCCGAGUCGCUGAUACGGAAAUCAAAGUGAUUCCUCACUCCGAUUUUGAUAUUGAUGAGACGAAAAAAAUUGGGAAUGGUCACACUUCAAAAAUUUAUAAAUCAAAAAUGCCAGAAAAAGAUGAAUUAGUUGCGAUUAAAUGCACUUCAAUUAAAAAUAAAUUGUUAGAAGAGAUCAGGAUUUUGAGAAAAUUGGAUCAUCCAAAUAUCAUCAAACCAAUUGCAAUCACAAGAAAUGAGCAGAAAUCUUGGUUAUUUAGACCAUCGAUUGAUGGAAUUGUCUUGCCUUAUUUUGAAAAACAAUCACUUGAUGAAUAUUUGCCAAUGUAUUCUUGUGCAUCUGGAAUUGAUAUGGGAAAUCCUUUAGAUCUGAUGUUUGUAAAUGAGAAAAAUCGCGAUGAUUAUUUAACAACACUUGAUCUUGUUUCGUUCGCCUGGCAAAUUUCUUCUGCUUUGGUUUAUUUAAAAGAGCAACAUGUGAGUUUUUUAUUGAUUUUUCAAAGGGGGGAUGGCAUUGGUUUAUUUGAAAAAAUUUCAAAGUUCAAUUGAACAGUGAAACGCCGUGUAAAUUGGCUUGGAAGUCCAGAUGUACAGUAGUGUUUUUCUCUGUCAAUUCAGAUUAAAAAAAAAUUGUCAAUGGUUUUUUCAACCAAGAGACGAAAUUUUGAAUUGAAACACACUCCACCUUCAACCCUCCCUCUUCCCAUCAAACUUUUUCAUUUUCAGUGUACACAUCGAGAUUUGGCUUUGCGAAACAUCUUGGUAACAGAUUCAGGAAUCAUAAAACUAAUCGAUUUCGAACGCUCAAAAAUUGGAGAUUCUCAAGGAAAUAGCGAAUUCAAAAAAUCACUUUGGAAAUGUUGGAAAAAAUAUUCUAGAAAAGCGAUUCCUUUCAAAACUUAUCCACUUGAAGCAUUGGAAUGUUAUGGAUCUUAUACAUAUUCGGUAAGUUUUUAAAAUCUAGUUUCAAAUUAAUUUUUUUGAUAAUACUUUGUUUUGUAGUCAGAAGUAUGGGCGUUUGGAAUCGUCUUACUCGAAUUAUUCUCUUUCGGAAGUGAAGCAUUCCCAGAUGUUCAAAAUCCAAUAUCUUUUGUCAAAUUUUUAAAGAGAUCGGUUAAAUUCGAAAAACCAAUACAUUGCCCUCAAGAAAUGUGAGUUCACAAAAAUAUUGAAUGAAAUUAUUUUGAAAAAUUUCAGUUUCGACAAUGUUAUAACACCGUGUUUAUGUAAAGAUGUUUCUAAUCGUCAAGAAAUUGCAUGCAGUGAAAUUUUGUUGCGCGAAUAUUUUUUGAAAUUAUCAGCUGCGGUGAGAAAUAGCUUUGUGUGAUUGAAAAAUUAAAUUUUUUUUUAGAAAUUCCAAGACCUCAAGCAAGAAAUGAACAAAGAAUCAGAGCCACAACCUUCUAAAGGUUGUAUUUAUUCAAGAUGGAGUGAUGAAGUUGAGCUCCUAAGUCGAUCAUGA
Molecule: messenger RNA, 6665 nt
Organism: Caenorhabditis angaria
Lineage: Eukaryota; Metazoa; Nematoda; Chromadorea; Rhabditida; Rhabditidae
Source: the annotation of a GenBank genome assembly